UAAUUAUUUCGCAGCCAUCGCGAGAUACUUCCUGACCCGGUGCUGUUCCAUCAAUACGACGAAGACAUCGCACGGCUGUUAUAUCUGAGAGACCCAUUAAUUUAUCUCACCAUAUUUCCGUCAUCAUGGGUUGGUUCUGGGCAGACACAACCUCCUCCUCAGCAGCGCCACACCCUAUCCCUACAGGCAACGCCUCCAACUCGCCUCCUCCAUCAUGUCCGAUGCAUCAGAAGACAACAACACCAUCAGCACCGCCACCAUCAGCAAUCCCACAAAAUGAAGCACCAUCAUCACGACCGUCAGAACCCACGCCCUCCUACGUCUCCAAGUUGAACCCUCUCAACUACAUGCCCACCCACAUCUCCAACAAACGCGAAUCCGACCACCAAUCCGUCUCGCUCCCCCUCGAGCGCGAAGAAUCCACCAUCCCCCGCGGCGAUGGCCAGGGCAUGUGGGACUACCCUUCGCCGCAACAGAUGUACAACGCCAUGCUGCGCAAAGGCUACACAGACACGCCCGCCGAACACGUCGAGGCCAUGGUGGCCGUGCACAACUUCCUAAACGAAGGCGCCUGGGAAGAGAUCAAGGGAUGGGAAGCGCGCUUCGCGACAGGGUUGAGCGAUGGCUACCGCCGAUGCUCCAUGGGCGAAGAGAACACCCCGCGACAGCUCGCCAUCGAAGCCCUCAAGAACCGCAAGGCCACCGUCGAGGAACCCACCCUCCUCCGCUUCCAAGGCCGACCCAACGACCCUACCCCCAAGGCGCGCAUGCUAGGCUUCAUGGCAUGGCUCUAUCCCUCUCAGUUCGCGAACAAUCCACCCUUCGACCGCCACGACUGGUUCGUCCAGCGCCAUCUCCCGAACGGCCAGACGAAACAGGUCCGCUACGUGAUCGAUUACUACUCCGGCCCGCCGGAACCUACCGGCGAGCCGGUCUUCUACUUGGACGUCCGGCCCGCGAUCGAUGGGCCUACGGGCGCCGCGGAGAGGAUGGUCAGAUGGGGAACGGACGUCUGGUGGAGAGCGAGUGGUGGGAGCGUGAGGGAGGAACUCGCGAGGGAGAAGGCGAGGCAGGCGAGUUGAGAGUUUCACUACAAACGACGACCUCUUGAUCUUCCUCCCGGGAUGGGAUAUCUUUGAUCGUGCCUCUUUCCCCUCUCUUUCUUUGGGAAGAUCCCUACUUUUCUGGAGAGUCGAGGAGUUCUUCGAGGCAAGCGCGAUUCCUACGCUAUAAUGAUGAAUGAGUGAGGCGAUGGAUGGAUUCUGUUGGCUUUUUCUUUUCUUGCACUGUUCGAAUCUAUGCAUGUAUAUAUCCUUCCCUGCUUUCUUGUCAUCUAAAUGUCCGAUGUAUUACUAUUUAGACCUUCUUCUCUCCUCAACUCUUUGCGAUAUUAUUGUCAUCGCCCAAUUCCAAACUCUCCCUCAAGCUUU
This is a messenger RNA of Dissoconium aciculare CBS 342.82, 1430 nucleotides long. RefSeq names its product cytochrome c and c1 heme-lyase. Lineage: Eukaryota; Fungi; Ascomycota; Dothideomycetes; Mycosphaerellales; Dissoconiaceae. Gene Ontology annotation, biological process: cytochrome c-heme linkage. The record is from RefSeq and is a predicted model, not a curated record. The coding region runs from base 126 to 1082 and encodes 318 amino acids. Gene Ontology annotation, cellular component: mitochondrion. Gene Ontology annotation, molecular function: holocytochrome-c synthase activity. The transcript has a single exon.